UACCAGCUUUGCAAAACAAAUAGAUCUUGGAUGCCCUAUACCAGUUAUCGGCCCCUAAAGAACAGGAGAUAAAGAGCAAACUGAAAAUGAGUUAAACUUUUACUAGCAAGAACCCAAAAGAUAUUCAAAACAUGUAAUGAAAACGUAAACAUUUACAGCAGGGAAAACAGUCUUUCUGCAAAUAUAGAGGCAAAGAUUUGCAUUCUAUAUCCUGCAAGUAAAUCUACGGGAAGAGAGAAUUUCUGGGUUUAAAUGCUGGGGGAAAUGCUAUGUAUUAGUAAAUGUCAUGUUUUAUUACAUUAUUUUGCAACUAUUUUAGAUAUGGUCUUUGCAUAUUUUGAGACUGUUCUCGCUUAGCAGUUAACAAUUAACUUGAGCAUGUAUAUCCCUCAUGUCUUCAUGAUUUCAUCCUGAAAACAAAUCUGUUGUAAAGAACUAUCACUCUUUCUAGUACAUCUUAACUUUAUGAAGCUCAGAAAUGCAAAUAUACCGUUUAUAUUGUAAGACUGGAGAAACUUCAGUGCCAUCGGUUAGCUCUAUAAAUGCAAGUUACAGCGAUGGACGAGAACGGUAUAUAAAGUUUAUUCGUGUAUUAAAAUGCAGAAAGUAGACACACUUUUACUUAGUGUGUUUCAGACCACUGAAUAAUUAAGGUUUAAUUUUAAGACGACUAGCCCAAUUGCACCAUACUGACACAGUGUCAAUGACUAGAGUCUUCAAACUACAGUCCAAACCAGAAGACCAGCCUCUGAACAAGGUAGCUCAGCAAUAAAUUGUCACAGAACUUUGCAGAGUUAAGCGAGCUCUACAUCUGUGAGUACAGAACUUAAAGCACUGAAUUAUCAAAUAAGCCUGCGCGUGGCUUUAAACCAUGCUGGUUUUAAUUAAAGAAUAGCAGCAGACCAGUGAGCGUAACAUCAUCCUUGAUGACAAAUGUAUUUUUAAAAACAGCUCUAGGUGUUAUAAUGAAAAAACAAACAGAGGCGAAUCACAACAUCGUUUACUUCACAGGAAAAGCUCGAAGUUCUUUGCCACGCCAAAGUAAGUGCAAAUUAGGAGCACACAACCUGUGUGAUGCAAUUUGACCCCCCUGGAGUAUCUUUUAUAGAACAGGAGACUGUCCAUAGUCCCACUGAAAUCAAUCAAAAAUUGCCGAGACAAAUACAAAAUAAAGACGAGUUUACUUUUAAGGCACCACAAAAGUUCUGAAGUACAAAGAGUAAACUCAGACACUUCUACUUUUCUGUAUUUUUGUCUUCCCCUUCUCUGAGACCUGCGCUCCUUUCUCCCCUCCCUACAAAAACUUGUAGCCAAUCAUCUGUGUGCCAGCCCCCCAGGGGCAGGGCUGUCAUUGGCUGAAAGUUUCUAAGGUGAAAUAGAAGAGGAGAGUAUUUAUUACAGAGACGCGGAGAGAGAGUUGGAGAGCUGAGCUUGAAAUUGACUAGGUGAAAUUGGGAGCCUUAAACUUUCCAAAAACCAAGGAACUUUUUUUUUCUUCUUCUGAGAGGCAGAGAGAAAGAGGGGACAGAGAGGGGGCUAAUAAGACUAACUCCAAACUUUAUUUCCCACCCCCUUUUGACUAUCCUCAGAGCUGGGUCCAUGCACGUCUCUGAGAGCAGAUCGCUGCAGCUGCAACUUUGCAGUGGGCUGUGAACAAACUUUUUUUUUUCCCUCCUGCAAGCUGCUGUUCACCAGCCAAAACUUUCUCGUUUCUUUUGCAAACUUUUUGCUGCCUUCCUUCCCACCCCACUCCCGCCUCCAUCUCUUCCUUGCUUCCUCCACCACAAACCCAGCUGGUUUUAAAGAGGCGUUGCCACUUUAUAAUUAUUAUUUUUAAUCCCUCCCCCCCACCUAUCCCCCACCCCUUGAUUUUCAUCCCACUGUUUUCCCCCUCUGCCGCUUUCUCGCAUGAAUCUCCUAGACCCCUUCAUGAAAAUGACAGAAGAGCAGGACAAAUGCAUCUCUGGCGCCCCUAGCCCCACCAUGUCGGACGACUCCGCGGGGUCCCCCUGCCCUUCUGGUUCCGGCUCGGACACUGAGAACACCAGACCCCAAGAAAACACUUUCCCCAAGGGCGAUCCGGAUCUGAAGAAAGAGAGCGACGAGGACAAAUUCCCGGUGUGCAUCCGAGAGGCGGUCAGCCAAGUCCUGAAGGGUUACGACUGGACCCUGGUGCCCAUGCCGGUCCGUGUGAACGGAUCCAGCAAAAACAAGCCCCACGUGAAGAGACCCAUGAACGCCUUCAUGGUGUGGGCACAGGCGGCCCGGAGGAAGCUGGCGGACCAGUAUCCGCAUCUGCACAACGCAGAGCUCAGCAAAACGCUGGGCAAACUCUGGAGGUUGCUGAAUGAAAGCGAGAAGCGCCCUUUCGUGGAGGAGGCCGAGAGGCUGCGGGUCCAGCACAAGAAGGACCAUCCCGACUACAAGUACCAGCCCCGGAGGAGAAAGUCAGUGAAGAACGGGCAGUCGGAGCAGGAGGAGGGCUCCGAGCAAACACACAUCUCCCCCAAUGCCAUUUUCAAGGCCCUGCAGGCGGAUUCUCCUCAGUCUUCCUCCAGCAUGAGUGAGGUUCACUCUCCUGGGGAGCACUCUGGGCAGUCCCAGGGGCCCCCGACCCCUCCUACUACACCCAAAACAGAUGUCCAGCCUGGGAAGCAAGACCUGAAGCGAGAAGGGCGCCCUUUGCAGGAAGGAGGAAGACAACCGCCCCACAUUGACUUCCGGGAUGUGGACAUUGGGGAACUCAGCAGCGACGUCAUCUCCAACAUAGAGACCUUUGACGUAAAUGAGUUCGACCAGUACCUCCCACCCAACGGUCACCCGGGAGUCCCGGCCACCCACGGCCAACCCGGUCAAGUCACCUACAGCGGCAGCUAUGGGAUCAGUAGCACGCCCGCCACUCAAGCUGGAACCGGGCACGUUUGGAUGUCCAAGCCACAGCCGCAGCCACAGCAGCCGCCGCCCCAGGCCCAGCCGCAGCAUGCGAUGACCACCCUGAGCAGCGAACAGGGCCAGUCCCAGCAGAGGACACACAUCAAGACAGAGCAGCUCAGUCCCAGCCAUUACAGCGAGCAACAGCAGCACUCCCCUCAGCAGCUCAAUUAUAGCUCCUUCAACCUUCAGCACUACAGUUCCUCCUACCCGACCAUCACCCGCUCGCAGUAUGACUACACAGAUCACCAGAGUUCCAACUCCUACUACAGCCAUGCGGCCAGCCAGAGCACCAGCCUCUACUCCACCUUCACGUACAUGAACCCCACCCAAAGGCCCAUGUACACGCCCAUUGCAGACACUACCGGAGUCCCUUCCAUUCCCCAGACCCACAGCCCGCAGCACUGGGAACAGCCUGUCUACACACAGCUUACGAGGCCCUAAGGGCGACAACAGCAACAACAACAAGGAGAGAGAAAAAAAGAACGGUCUCCAACUUUUUUUUUUUUUUUUUUUUUUUUUUUAAAUAAAGACACUAACGCUAAAGAUGAUGAAAAAAGAGAACACA
Chelonia mydas (Green sea turtle) is the source of this 3499-nucleotide messenger RNA. RefSeq names its product SRY-box transcription factor 9 (gene SOX9). Lineage: Eukaryota; Metazoa; Chordata; Testudines; Cheloniidae. The record is from RefSeq and is a predicted model, not a curated record. The coding region runs from base 1909 to 3375 and encodes 488 amino acids. Gene Ontology annotation, biological process: negative regulation of transcription by RNA polymerase II; positive regulation of chondrocyte differentiation; morphogenesis of an epithelium. The transcript is spliced from 3 exons. Gene Ontology annotation, cellular component: nucleus. Gene Ontology annotation, molecular function: RNA polymerase II cis-regulatory region sequence-specific DNA binding; DNA-binding transcription factor activity, RNA polymerase II-specific.